This is a messenger RNA of Erigeron canadensis, 2037 nucleotides long. RefSeq lists its product as uncharacterized. The transcript has a single exon. The record is from RefSeq and is a predicted model, not a curated record. NCBI's taxonomy places the organism in Eukaryota, Viridiplantae, Streptophyta, Magnoliopsida, Asterales, Asteraceae. The coding region runs from base 1 to 2037 and encodes 678 amino acids.
AUGUCGAUCGAUAAGAGUUGGACUACUUUAGACCGUAGGUCCGAUGAAUUUUGGUUUGGUCUUUCUGCAUUCAUCGAGAGGUGUAAGGACCACAUGACUAAUGAUGGUUUAUGUCGAUGCCCAUGUGAAAGAUGUGAAAACCUUGAAUGGCAAUCACUUCAAAAAAUACAAUUGCACAUACAUAGUCAUGGUUUUAGCGAACAUUUCCCUAUAUGGAAGUUUCACGGUAAACCAGUCGUCCUGCCAAUAGAACAUUCCAUUCCUCAAACGAGAGGACAAUUGCAUGAUUUUCUCGCCGAUGUUCGCCAGGAGACGCAUGACUAUGAACACACCACGCGUAUCGAUGACCCAAUGAACACAACACAAGCACCAAGUACAAAUGACGAACUCGAUGAGCUGCUCAAACUUGCUGAUUUGGAGCUAUACCCUGGUAAUAACUGGAUAUCUUCGUUGGAAUUUUUGGCCAGGUUGAAUCACCUGAAGGCAACUAGUAAAUGGACGAAUACAUCAUUCGAUGGAUUGCUUUCGUUGCUUAAAUUUUCUAUGCCUAAACAAAAUACAAUCCCUGUGUCACACUAUGAUGCUAAGAAGAUAUUGGACAAAGUUGGGUUAGGAUACCAAAACAUCGACGUUUGCAAGAACGACUGUUGUAUAUUUUGGGGUGAUCACCUAAAAGACGAAGUUUGUUGGAAAUGUUCUGAGAGUAGAUGGAUAGAUAAAAACACUACGGGGACGAAAGUAGCACACAAGGUGAUGCGUUACUUUUCGUUGACUCCUCGGUUGAAGCGUUUGUAUAACUCAAGACACACUGCAAAAGAUAUGACUUGGCAUGCGACUGGACAGUGUACGGAAGUUGGUAAGAUGCAUCACCCGGUGGAUGGUACAACAUGGAAAGGCUUCGACAAAAGGUAUCCAGAUUUUGCCAGUGAACCUAGAAAUGUCAGAUUAGGGUUGGCUGCUGAUGGUUUCAAUCCAUUUGGCAACAUGAGUGUAUCUUAUAGCAUGUGGCCGGUCAUAUUGACGACAUACAAUAUGCCUCCCUGGCUAUGUAUGAAAGAGUCUACAUUUAUGCUAACGUUGUUAAUUCCUGGCCCUAAAUCACCUGGGAGGGACAUGGAUAUUUUUUUGAGGCCAUUGGUUGAAGAAUUGAAAAGUCUAUGGUCUUGCGGAGUCAAAACACAAGAUGCUUCUACAAACACUACCUUCACAAUGCGUGCUAUGCUUUUAUGGACCAUCAAUGAUUUCCCUGCUCGUAGUAGUUUGUCUGGUUGGAGUGGCCAAGGUUACUUAACAUGCCCUACAUGUGCCAAGGAUACUCCAUCGUGUCGUGUCCAUGGGAAAACCGCUUAUGUAGGUCAUAGAAUGUAUCUAAAGGUGGACCAUCCAUGGAGGCAAAGCCUCUCAUUUGAUGGCAAGAUCGAGACUCGACGUCCUCCCAAAAAGAAAACAAGGAAAACUAUCUUAGCACAAGUUAAUAGGUUGCCGCAUCAUCCUCCGGGAAAACAUCCUCUUUUUGGGGGUAAGAAAAGAAAACGUGAUCCAAAAAUUGAAUUGAAUUGGAGUAAGCGUUCUAUUUUCUUCGAGCUUGAAUAUUGGCCUUUUCUUGAGCUAAAACAUAAUUUGGAUGUCAUGCAUAUAGAGAAAAAUGUUUGUGAGAGUUUGUUAAAUACUUUGUUAAUGCACAAGGAAAAAUCAAAAGACACCAAUAAGGCAAGGAUGGUGUUGAAAGAAUGGGGCAUUCGCGAAGAGUUGUGGCUCAGAAAAACCAAGGAUGGUAGGGUCGUUAAGCCUCAUCCCAAAUACUCUUUCUCAGUUCAGGACAUAACUCUUUUUUGUCAAUUCAUCAAGGGAGUAGGGUUACCUGAUGGUUUUGGCUCAAACUUCAGUAACAAAGUAACCGACAAUGAUAGCAAGUUAACAGGGCUCAAGUCUCAUGACCAUCAUAUAAUGAUGCAACGGUUGCUUCCACUCGGUGUUCGAGCGUAUUUAGACUCAGACAUGGUUGAUGACAUCAGACAUGGUAAAAGCUCAAGCUAA